Procambarus clarkii (red swamp crayfish) is the source of this 759-nucleotide messenger RNA. The record is from RefSeq and is a predicted model, not a curated record. Lineage: Eukaryota; Metazoa; Arthropoda; Malacostraca; Decapoda; Cambaridae.
AUGAAGGUGGUUGAGAAUUCUCAAGAGCCCCACACAGAAGAGCCCCACACAGAAGAGCCCCACACAGAAGAGCCCCACACAGAAGAGCCCCACACAGAAGAGCCCCACACAGAAGAGCCCCACACAGAAGAGCCCCACACAGAAGAGCCCCACACAGAAGAGCCCCACACAGAAGAGCCCCACACACAAGAGCCCCACACAGAAGAGCCCCACACAGAAGAGCCCCACACAGAAGAGCCCCACACACAAGAGCCCCACACAGAAGAGCCCCACACAGAAGAGCCCCACACAGAAGAGCCCCACACAGAAGAGCCCCACACAGAAGAGCCCCACACAGAAGAGCCCCACACAGAAGAGCCCCACACAGAAGAGCCCCACACAGAAGAGCCCCACACAGAAGAGCCCCACACAGAAGAGCCCCACACAGAAGAGCCCCACACACAAGAGCCCCACACACAAGAGCCCCACACAGAAGAGCCCCACACAGAAGAGCCCCACACAGAAGAGCCCCACACACAAGAGCCCCACACAGAAGAGCCCCACACAGAAGAGCCCCACACAGAAGAGCCCCACACAGAAGAGCCCCACACAGAAGAGCCCCACACAGAAGAGCCCCACACAGAAGAGCCCCACACAGAAGAGCCCCACACAGAAGAGCCCCACACACAAGAGCCCCACACACAAGAGCCCCACACACAAGAGCCCCACACACAAGAGCCCCACACAGAAGAGCCCCACACAAGAGCCCCACACACAUGA